Messenger RNA from Trachemys scripta elegans, 5868 nucleotides. RefSeq names its product family with sequence similarity 234 member A (gene FAM234A). NCBI's taxonomy places the organism in Eukaryota, Metazoa, Chordata, Testudines, Emydidae. The record is from RefSeq and is a predicted model, not a curated record.
CCCUUCCGGCGGAGACACGCCCCGGGGCGGAGCCAAGAGAGUGGAGCGGAGCCGGUAGGAGGCCGGCUGGCAAGUGGCGAAGGGUGACGCAAAUUGUCUGAUGAAUUCUGAUGAGUAUUCUGUGAUGGAUAACAAGGACUUGGAAGCAGAGAUCCACCCUCUGAAGAAUGAGGAUGGGAAAGCUCCAGUCAACCAUGAGAACUGUGCAGAGAAAGAAGGUCUCUGCAGGAAGCCCACCCGCUUGUCUCAGCUCUCCCGAUGGCGCACUGCUGCCUUCUUCCUCUCAUUAUUCCUGUGCCUGAUUGUGGUGUUUGCCUUUUCGUUCAUCAUCCCGUGUCCAGUGAGGCCUGUUUCACAAAGGACAUGGAACAGGAAAUAUGACCGUGCGGUGACCUACAGGUUUCUGGCUGUAGAAGAUGUGAACGAAGACAAAGUGCAAGAUGUUAUCUUCGUUUUCAAAGAUACCAAUGGCAGCAGCAGUUUUAACAGAUCCUGCUCAGAUGAAGGCCUUUCCGCUCCAUGUGCCUUUGUUACUGCUGUCUCGGGCACCAACGGCAGCACGCUCUGGGAGAGGCCUGUCACUGAAGACCUCCUGUGGAUGGAGUGCGCCAUUGAGCAGCUGGGUGGGGCUCAGUCCCCAGGCUGUCUUGUCAUUGGGAACCCAGAGUUACUAACUGCAAUCAACCCUCACACAGACUCAAAGUUUCAUCUAUUCGGGGAAGAAGGGCGAGCAGAUCGGAACCAGUGGCAGACUGAGUCUGGGUGUAAGGCCUGGUUAUCUCAUGCAUGUGACUAAGACUGGCUCCUACUACGUUCUCUUCAAUACUGUAAAUUCUCUUUACGGCUACUCCUUGAAGGAUCUCUACAGCAUGGCAACUGGGAUAGAAAGUAAACUCACCAGCCUCAAGCAAGAUCCUCAGUGGGAGAAGAAGAUCGAGAGCCCCACACAUCACAUACCUCUUCUCAGCUCUGGAGACAUUCGUUACCUGGUGAAGGUUCCCGGGAGAUCAGAGGAGAAUAUCUUGGUUGUGAAGUCAAACAUGGCUGAGCUUCUCGAUGGACAAACUCUUGACUCCCUGUGGACUGUCAACGCCUCCCACAUCUUGAGCGAGCCAGUGUUUGGUUACUACACACCUGACGUUCUCCACAUAGUCCUUGAAAGUGGAGUUGGACCCAACAGGAAGAAGAUCAUGAUUGUUGAGAGUGGCUCUGGAGCAGUCCACUGGGAGCUGGAGCUGAAUUCAAGAGCAGGGAGUCCAAGGCCUGCCACGCUCAAUACUGCAGAUCACCGGUCCAUGUUCCUCUUCUGGGGAGAGUACCAGGCAGAGGCCAAUGAAACGGGCUCCAAAGCGGCUCGCCAGAAUCUGUAUCUGUUCCAUCCAUCCUACCCCAAUGUUCUCAUGGAGCUGAACAAUAGCCCAGACCGAAUAGCCGCCUUCGACGCGGUUCUGUUUGAGCGGAGCCGACAUGCCUGCUACGUGUUGCUGACCGGGCCACAGAGCAGCGAGGGGCCAGGCUGGGUGUCUGUCACCAAGCGGAAGCUGAAAGAGGACAUCACUGGCAGUAGGGUGACCUGGCUGAGCCAGGUGGCAGGGGACAGUGAGCAGUACAUCAGGGACCGCUUCUUCAGGAUGCGAUUCAGCAGCCAAAUGUGAGCUCCCUGGGAGACCCCAGAGAACCAUCUCAGCACUCUCCUCCAGCAAUGGACUCAUUAAACCCAGAUCACGGACUCAUGUGGGAAGCUGACGUUCUUGAUCCACAAGCCAAAGGCCGGCUGCUGAGAAAACAGCCACAGCAAAUCUACCUGUGAGCCCGCAGGGCUUGGGCAUCCCAAAUCCUGCACAAGUGGCUGCCAGCGCAGCCAGCCUCUGAGCUGAUGGGGCUUCAGUUCCUGGGUGUCCCUGAAGUGCCAUCAUUUCCAGGAGAUCUGCCUCUUUCCCUCUCUAAAUCCCGCGAUACUUGCUGUGCUGCAGGGCGUACCUCAGCCGGGGCCGCUUUCCCAAUACGCCCCAAACUAGGACCCAGGGAGGGCAUGUCUGGGUGCUGGAGGGAGGCCUCAGUUGAUUACUCUAACCUCGGUGUUUGCAGUGAGGGAGGGCAUGUGCAUCUGGGUGAGAGCAAGAUGAGGAGGGAGUGUGUGCGCGCUCACGUGUGCGCGUGUGUUCAGCUGUGUGUGCGCGUGCGCUGUUGGAUUUUCUUUCCUGUUUGCCCAUAUAGACAGAUGGGCUCUCCUGAGUAGGAAUUUUUGCCUUUUCCAAAGAGUGGCGUGGACACAGCGUGCUUAGUGUCUCACUGGAAUACGGGAGUGCUGCUCGCCAGGGAUAAUGCAGUGAGAUGGGUACUGAGUGAACCCAGCGGGGCGUGCAAUGGCAGGUGUAUUGGAUAUGGCAGAUAUUCUCUGGCCCAGGAGAGCCACAGACUAAAGUGCAGUUCUACUCUGAAAAUGUCUCUGUAUAAACAGCAGCUCCUUGUUUUCCAAGCCUUCUGCUCCUGUUGCGUACCGAGGUGCAGAGCUGCUGCCUACUGCUGACUGAGAUGCAUAGGCUGCUCUUCCCCCGUUGGUCCUGCCACAGCUGUGCGAGAGGGCACCUGGCUUGGCUCUGGUUCACUCAUCAGGAACAGAAUUGCUAACACAGUUCCACUUGUAGAUGAUGUAAGAGCCAGAACAAGCCCCUGCCUGGCUACCCAGUCCCCAUGGUGCUAGCUCAUGCUCUCUGCUCAUCGGCUGGGCAGAUCGAGUGUAUAUGGGACCCGUGGGGCUGUUUGCAGGCGCUCUUCAGAGUGGAGCUGCCCGUGUUCCUGGCCAGGAGGCCGGCCAGCUGUUCCCAGGGUGCUGCUCGUCAGACAUGAAUUCAGCCUCGCGACCCCUGCGAGGAGCGUCCUCUGAGCACUGUUACCUCACUGAGUGAGGGGGACACGGGGACAGGCUGUGCAGUGUCUGGCCAAGGUCACCCAAGGUCUCUUUGCAGAGUUCUAUUGGCAGCUCUUUCCCAAAGCCCCACCUCCUGAUCCCCUGCUCUAAUGGCUGGGUAACGCUGCCCCUCAGUGCUAGCAGCCGUGUGGAGGGUAGGACACUUGGGUGCCAUUGCAGUGUGGUCAUGUUCAUUUGCUGUCGCUCUGUACUGAGGUUGCAGUGGGAGGGGAAGAAAUGGUGGGGCCUCCCUUGGCAUGCCCUGGGGCACCAUGCUCUGGGGUGAAAUGCCUUGGGGGCCAGGCAGUGCACAGGGGCAGUUCAGUGUGAGGGGCAGUGCCCAGAAGUGCCCUGUCACUGCUCCGGUCGUCACAGCUCCUUGGAGCUCUGUGCUGCAGGCUUGUGAGGUGACUGCUAACCUGGGGUCCUGGUUCUUUGGGAGCAGCAUGAAUCCGUGAAUUCUGCCUGUGUCCAGUGGAGCAGGGGCUGGGUGCUCCGGGGGGAUGCUUGGAGAGGGCACUUCGCUCACCUGUGGAGAGAGCAGGACCUGCGAGGCCUCGGGAAGUGUGUGUGGUGCCCGUGGAGUUGGAGAACUGAUCCCCAGCAGGCACGGACAAGGCUUCCUCACGCUAAGGGCAGGAUGUGAGGCAAGGCUAAGCACUCGCCUCCUCCAGGCAAAAUUAACUGCAGCAUCUACUGUUGGAGUUUGCUGGUGUAGCAACCAACUUUUGACCUUGCACUUCUGUUUCUAAGGGUCCCCUAUGCACAACCCCCCACCCCUUUGUGAAAUUAUACAGUUGUGGAGUGUUCUGCUCAGUACCCUCACCGCUGGAACGGAGCUGCUUUACUGGAGUGAAUUAGUGGAGAGAGCAGAGCUACCCAUCAUGGGGACCGAGUCUCCCACCAUGGCAGCUUGGUUCAGCUGCCCUGCUCUGAGGAUGCCCCCAGAACGUGCAGUCAGUGGGAUGAUGCCUCGGCUCCCUGCUCCUCGUGUCUGGGGAGGGCUCCUCUCUAGCGUUCUCCACAGGGACUGCAGGCUGCAUUGUGUGUUGUGCCAUGGAUUCCCUUGGCUUCUCUCUUGAAAUUCCCCUUCUCCCUAACAUGGUCUUUUGAAUAGUCUGAGUGCUGGAAGCAGAGCCCAGUCUCGUCUUUGCUCUAGCUCAGGUUCCCGUGAUUUGCCCACCCUUCAGGGGCAUGCAAACGACCUGAGACCCAAUCGCCCUGCACGUCCCUGGGUUGUGCCUUUGGACCUGAGGGAUGCCUUACCGCACAGCUGGGCUUCUGGCCCGCACCCUGCUGGUGGCACUGAGCGGCUGUCAGCGGGGAUAGCAGGUUCAGCAUGCCAGGUAACCCACCCACUGAUGGCUUGAGCUGAGAUUCUGGAAGCUUGGCUGUGCUGGUUGCACUGUGCCCUGGGCAAAUGGUAACCCUGCAGCUUGCAAGCCUAUUGAACUGAUAUUUAUCAUCUGCAGAUCAGAUUGUAUCUCACUGAACCUCCUCGAAAGGAACAAGUCUUCAGGGGACGUGGGCUGUGCAUCAGGAUUGCAUUGUGCAUUAAUGAUUCUUGCUGUUUGAGUUUUUCCUCUUCCUUCCUGACCCCCCUAUGCAGACAUAACCCUUCCAGGUAGGCACUCUGAACAUUGCCUCAGGAGAGCAGGAGUCUCCGCUUCGGGAGACUUUUCUGGCUUUAAGUUCCUCUGUUAACACUUUCCCUGAUAACUUGGAAAUCCAGGUUCUCCUGUUAGCAAUGUCAGUGCCAAGCUAACACCCUCGUAAUGAUGCAAGAGUCUAGCUGCUUUUCCCCUGUGUCAUUGUUUUUGCAGCAUUGAGUGAAUGGUUUAAUUGUGCCUUGAUUCAGUAACUCUGCUGGGCGCUACUAGCAGAAAUCACUGCGUGUGUGAACGGUGUAUUUUCUAGCACUAGGAUUAUCGGUUUGGUUCUGUAAUUUAUUGCAAAUGUUGCUGUACUGGGCGUGGUGUAACUGUGAUGAUUCAAUAAACCCUCUUUUGCAUUGUUUGUAAACGGUGCUCUGCUUCUGCUGCUGCCUUUAAUGAACCAGCGUGGCUGAGCCCUGAGCUCAGGACAUGCAGAAUUGGGUUUGACAGAAUAAUAGAAAGUUGUAAAAUGUCCUGAGACCCCUCUUCCCCUCUCACCCCCCACCCCGGAAGGAGGGAAAUUGCUCUGAUGACAUUUCAGAGUAGAGCAGCUUGUCAUGUGUUGCAUGUAGUUUUAAGUAGUAAACUCCCCCCUUCAGUUUGUCGAGAUAGUCUUGUUUGACAGUGCACUGAAAUGAAGUGAUGCCAAGGACCAUGUCACCUGUUCAGUCACUGCGAUGCAUUGAAGCUGCUGUAUAAAAUAGGGACACCAACCAUCUGGGCUAGGCUUGAUCCACAGCGUCAUCAGGAGCACGUCAUGUGACUGUGUGACUAUAACUGGAAAAGGAGAGUUCCUCUCCUUCCUCAAUAGCAGUGGAAUUUAGCCUGCCUUGCCAGUUCUUCAGGGGGACCUGGCCAAGGACUUUAAUAGGACUGGAUGCAUGUGCCCUUUGAGCUGCUUGUGAUAAAUAAAGAGCUGGGGUGUUUUCUCACUUGGUUUUUUCCUACUAGAUCUCUAAACAUACCCAUUGCACCAGAUCACAGCAGAGCCAGUUAUAUCCCCAACUGCGGAUGCUCUUAAAUGGGUUUAAUUGAUCUGGGGCAAUUUCAGUGAGUAGACACAGCCUUAGAUAUCUCAGGCACCCUGGAAGGCCCAUUGGACACCUCAUUCACAUGCUCACUGAAGGGGCCAGGAGUAUUGUCAGUAAGGAGGGGUUCCUGUCUCCAGAAUGUUAAUUAGUCAUGAAGCUCAAUAGAUGCUAAAUUCAAAGUCCCAAAGGGGCAUGAGCACAAUUUUUUCCCUUUGCAGGUCCCAUUUUAUGCUGCAAAUUUAGGAGUCACUUUUCAGUUUCUCUCAGUUCA